UCUCAGAUGGAAAAUGUUGUAUCUUGUAUUCUUUUCGCAAGGCUCAAUCUUUGGGCUAGAGCCUUGCCAUAAGUUUGAUUAUGAAAAAGACCUCAAAAAUUCCACACCUCCUUAUUUUCAAAGAGGCAGCCGGCUGGGAGUUCUUGGUCCACGUGAGCAGUCUCUCUGCUUAUUAGGGACGAAUGAGGAUCACGUCGUCCACAACCGAAAUUGUCGCAUUGCGAUCGCCACUCGGUAUCAGAUUUCGCACAAGCAGAUCGCUACCUGUGAUCAGUUAAAUUGAGACGGGUCUAGGGGCCUCUUAGGCCACUGGAACCCGCAUUCUCGCAUGUUUAACCAGACUUUCAGGGUAUUCCGGAACCUAGAAUCAGUCCAACGGAGUUGUCAAGAACCCUGUUCCGGCGGCCUGAGCUUAGCGAACCAUUUCAAUCCGACGGGGCCAUGUCUGUCUCGCGUGGGCCUCCUGGUAGACACGAUAUCCCUAUCGAGGAGCACAACUGGAUUCACGCUCGAUUUUGUUGUUCCCCAGGCUCCAUCCAGCUGGAGUGGACAGACUUGAAUGCAGGGCUUCCGUUUGAUACCGAGAGCCGACACGGCAUGGACAUACGCGACUGUGAAGUAGCCACCAGGUGUGAGACAGCAGGGAAUCCAUUGCUUCCGACGGACAUAUAAUAGACGUGUACCACCAGUCAUCUGCCUGAGGGUAACCCUGUGUCAGUGAGAAGCGUGCUCGGUGCGAGUUUCUGCGGCCUGGGCUGUUGCUGUUCAAGUUUCCUUGCAUCUCGUGGUUUCAAAGAGUUUCUGGCCUCUAAAAUACCGUCGAUGCCGCGCCAUCCUGGCUGAGACGGCUUUUGCCGUUUCCCGUACUCUAUCUAGCCUUGGCCUAGGCUCCAGAUGUCAGCCGUACUUCCGAAAGAGGCGUAUGUCAAGUCCUACUUAAUAGUCUCAAACCCAGAAAUUUGCGGAGACUGGAUACCAUUUGUAAAGACUCUUCCUCUGGGUUGGGGCUAUACUGAGAUGUCGUAGUCUGCUGCUCUCUGGGAUCCGUUAGCAUUGUAGGCUCUGACAGAAGGGACCAGGCGGCUCGACAUCGUCCAUGAGCUCGAGUCCUAUAGCAGCAGGGUUGCCUUGCCACUUUCUGCAUGUGCAGUUGCAUUCUUGGCUCUCCUUGAGAAGGGGAUUGUAGAAAGAAGCUGGUAAAAGGGACAUAUGCUUGCAUUCAUUUUCCAUGGAUGUUUUAGUCGUGUUGGGCCGACCCGUGGCCGUGUCAUUGGGAGAGUCGACGCUUCUACCCGUGACGGCACCGGCCGGAGCAACGGCCUAGAACAUCAAAGCAAACAGAAGAGGAGACUCCAGACCUUGAUGGAAUUACCAAUGCAGCUGAUCUGGUGCAGAAGGUCUUGAAGAUCUUCUACCUUUUUCGUCUGAUUUUGCGGUGCGGAUCGAGGUCCAACCAUUUAUAGACGUCAUGUUGGCGUGUGUGGGUGGUGUAGUGCAGAUGUUCUAGCCUCAAGCGUCAUCGUGACCAUGACAUCAUUCUUGAUCACUCCCUUGUGAUACCACAUCUGUCUGCCGUCCCUUUCUUUCUUAACUUCAAACACCUCCUGUUCCUAAUUCAUUCCUCGAAUCGAACUUUCUAACCAAGCAGAUCUCUCAAUUCAACUUCCUAAUUUCCGAUCCAAUACCUUGGCAAUUGUCGACCUCGACUUCAGCAACGUCCUUCGAGCAACAUCACAGGCUUCACUCAACACACCUCCCCCAACAAAACAAACACCCAGAGCCAAAAUGUCUUUCCUCACCGAGAUGACCAUCCGCCGUAUGGCAAACAUCUCACGCACUGCGGCCCGCUCUUCCCACAUCACAUCUACCGCCCCCCGAGCAGCUUUCUCCACCACAGUCCAGCUGCGAAAGAACCCCGUUGAUGCUACCAAGGAUGGCCUGAAGAAGGUUGACCGCGUGGUGUCUGACAAGCUCGUUGACGGCAUUGACAUUGGAGUCGCCGCCAAGGACAAGGUCAAGGAUGUCACCGCCAACGUCACCGGAGGCGAUGUCAAGGGCAAGGCCGCCGAGCUGAAGGGAGAGGCCGCUGGCAAGGCACAGGAGCUCAAGGGCGAGGCGAGCCAGGUCGCCGGCCAAGCUAAGGGCAAGGCUGCUGAGAUGAAGGGCGAGGCCAAGAAGAAGGCCAACGAGCUAUAGUUGCAUCAAGGACUCGGAGUUAAUGGGAAGGGUCAGUAGACCAAGGCGGGUUUUACGACGAUACGAUGACAGGUUGAGCAUCGCCUACGCACCACAAGAGGCCCAGGGGCGCCAACUUGAUCAGCUGUACUUUUAGUGGUUUUUACAGCAUUGCAUUGCUCGGUGAAAGGUUUGCCAACGGAAUGAAAGAAAAGUUUAAUG
Messenger RNA from Diaporthe batatas, 2397 nucleotides. RefSeq lists its product as uncharacterized. The coding region runs from base 1786 to 2196 and encodes 136 amino acids. The transcript is spliced from 2 exons. The record is from RefSeq and is a predicted model, not a curated record. NCBI's taxonomy places the organism in Eukaryota, Fungi, Ascomycota, Sordariomycetes, Diaporthales, Diaporthaceae.